Molecule: messenger RNA, 3485 nt
Organism: Scomber japonicus (chub mackerel)
Lineage: Eukaryota; Metazoa; Chordata; Actinopteri; Scombriformes; Scombridae
Gene: n4bp3
Product: NEDD4 binding protein 3
Exons: 10
Coding region: 227-2203 (658 amino acids)
Cellular component (GO): cytoplasmic vesicle
Source: RefSeq, a predicted model, not a curated record
GGAAAACAGACAGUCUGCGCUCCGCUCCGCUCCACGCCGCCAGCAGGCAGAUCACUGUCUGCUCCGCACCAAGUCCUGGAAAAUAUCCUGCGGAGCCACGUAAACGGCAUUUGUUUCAUUAUAUAACCGGCGAGAGACAAAACUGCAACAGAGUAUCAGUGCUGACCAAGAGAUGUCCUGCAUGCAGAAUAUGAGCACCUUAUCUCCCCACCGAGCCCCGUAACCAAUGGCAACCUCAGUCCAGACUCUUCCUCUGACCCGUGGCCCCAACAAAAACUUCCGCCACCCUUUCCCAAAUCCGCCCCUCUCCUCCCGUUGCGGCAUGGGAAGCGUUGGCAGUCUGGUAGAGAGACCAGACGUAUCUCCCACUAAAUUGAACCGUGCUGUUCCCCAGGUGAGACCCAAACAGUCCAACGGCCUCCUUAAGAAAGGCUUCACCCAGAGAGAGCUACUCAACUACCUCAACAUCACCAGAAAAGAGCCUAAAGCAAGCCACAGCAGUGACAGUAAGAAGGACAUUAUCUCCGGCCUCGCCUCCAUCAGCGGACGAGAGGAGGACGUGUACGCCAAGGUCUACCAUAAAGACGGCACCGAAGUUGAUUUGACAAAGAACUCACUACCAAGUGGGGGCAAGUAUGAAAAGGCUCGUUUCAGGUCUUCUGCCUUUAAGCCGGUCACCCCCAAAAACUUCAGCUCCAUGCAGAACUUGUAUCCGUCUUCCAAGUCGGAGGAUAUGGAUCACGGCCUUUCCAAUGGGCUGCACAGAGCCUACGCCCAUGUCCCUAAAGCUGUAUCCACCUCCUCUUCAUCUUCCUCACCCUCGCGUCAUGGAGGACCAACAUCCAGUGCUAACAAGGCAGUACGUGGGUUGAGCCAGGAGGAUGAUAAUCUGUCAGACUCGGGCCAUAACUCCAUGAGCAGUCUGCCGCCAUACCGGCCCCCCUUCCGCCCACACCUGGCUCACAUCAGCGCAUCUAUGGGCCACAUCAACACCAUCGGCUCCCUGGACCGCACCUCUCUGGGCCAGAAGGCUGUUGGGUCAGGGGGUGUGGCCAUAGGGGAGAUGGCGUGUCGGAGCAUGGCGACCCUUAGUCGUCUGGCUCCAUAUAGUGGGGAGGCUCCACCUCCUUAUGAAUGGACACUCUCCCUGUCUGUUGAGGAAGUGGUGCGCGAUCUGGAGGAGCGCCUGGUGGAGAAAGAACAGGAGCUGAAACAGAUGAGGAGAAACCUGGAUGAGAGCGAGGGCGCAAUCGCUCAGGUGUUUGAGGGCAAACAGCGUCUGUGGGAGAAGGAGGUGGAGGAGCUGAAGCGCCUCUAUGCCGCCAAGCUCCGUCAGGUUUCCCAGCAUGCCCAGCGUUCCCAGCGCACGCUGCAGUUGCAGCUGUACAAAGCUCAGCAGGAGAAGACUCGACUGCAAGAGGAGCUCGACACUCUGAAAAGGGAAAAAAGCCAGGAGGCUGGAGCCAUGGUGAAGCGAACCAGUCCAACCCUGGAGGAGACGCAGUGGGAGGUUUGCCAGAAGUCAGGGGAGAUCUCUUUGCUAAAGCAGCAGCUCAGGGACUCCCAGGCAGAGGUGACACAGAAGUUGAGUGAGAUCUUCCAGCUAAAGACGCAGCUCAGGGAGACCCGCACAGACCUGCGUAACCGGGAGAGCCAGAUAGACGCACUAAAGCUUGCCCUGCAGGGGACGCAGCGUCGCAGAUGCCCCUCUCAGACUGCCCAUGAAGAUGGAAAAGGAGCUGAAGAGAGUGCUCCAGCUGGGGCGACAGGAGGGUGCGGGGGACCUACAGAGGAGCGUCUGCGUGCAGAGCUACUGUUGGAGCGACGCCAGAGCGAGGCCCAGGCCAUGGCUUUUGAGGAAGAGAGGCAGACAUGGCAGACAGAAAAGGACAAGGUCAUCCACUACCAGAAGGAGCUGCAGGCCAGCUACUUAGAGAUGUACCACCGCAAUGAAUUGCUGGAGAGGGAACUGCACCAGCUGAGGGCAAGCAGAGAGCGAGUAGCAGGAGGACAAGGAGGAGGAGGAGGAGCAGGAGCAGGAGCAGGAGGAGGAGCAGGAGGAGGAGGAGGAGGAGGGAGCAGGAAUGGGACAUUAGAAAGAGAAGUGCCAGAGCUGAGGAGUGAAAGAGGAGGGGAACAACAAGAGGACAGACCUUCCUCUGGUCUGCCAUGGAUAGAGAGGAUUGAAUCAUCUGAAAUUUGAAUGUGUCAGACUCAUUUGCAAUGUAAACUGUUUUUGCCUGACCACGUCUGCCAGGAAAAGAAAAAAGAAGGACUCAUUAGGCAAAAUUAUGAAAUAAUAAGUCAAAAUUAUGAGAUAAUAUAUUUUUAAAAAGUUUCACCACAUUUUAGGUUCUAUAUGAAAAUGUUGAUUUGUCAAAAUAAUCAGUUAUGUCGUCAAAAUAUUCUCACUAAGUAAAGGUUGUGAGAUAUUGGUAAAAAGUUACCUCGUCAUUACCAAUAAUUUUACUCAAACAUUUGACUUAUUUCAUAGUUUUGUCUCUAAAUUUUGACUCUUGGGGUAUUUUUUAUUUUUUAUCUCUUCUUUUCCUGGCAGCACCAGGCCUCCGUAGCUUCCUGUCUGUUCACUUUUCUCUGCCCAUGCACCUAUGUUGAUUUGCCCUUCUCCUGCAAAGACUGGACCAAUAACCUCCUACACUGAUACUGCACAGAAAUCUUAUGCCUGUGUAGCAUCUAUCCAUGGAAAAGAGUUGUAUCAUUUCUGUAUAAAACAUGGUCAAACUCCAACCAAGAACCCAGACUGUCCUGCUUAAGAUUUCUGUCCAGAUGUCAACCUGUAAAUGAACACAUUCAUAAGCUGAUUAUUACCAGUUGUGAUAAUUUGGUAGUUACUUUUUGGACUGUUGUAAAGCCUUGACAGUAACUGAAGGAUUUAAAGGGAUUUUGUGCAACCCUGUAUCUUCUCAGCACCUGUGGAUUCAGAGUUCACCUGGACUCUGUGAGGUAAACUGCAUCUCUGGGUUAAGUAUUGAGGAUUAGAGCUCUCUGGUGCCAAGUUACUUAGGCUAUUUGUUUGCCAUCAAGACAGCUACUUUUAAGAAACUGGAUAUGUUGGAUUUAUCUCUGUCACUAAGUUUCUGGGUCCUGUCAAAUGAGAUCAAUAUAUUUUGUACAUAAUUGUAAUUUUUGACUUGAUUUGCCUUUUUGUCUCUGUGUCCCAAGCACACUGUUGUCUUAAAUGGGCACACUUCCACACCUUUUGAAUGCUAUGAAAGUGAUAGUAGAUGAAUGUGACUGCUCUGCUUAUUGGUGCGAUGUGGUGCACUUUCCCAUACAGUAACAUCAAAUGCAUGACAUAGGUGAAAUUGUUUUUUCUGUAUUGUUUAUUAUAAAUAUACGAACAUUCAAAAGCCAGCUCUCAAUCGACCUUUCAACAUACUGUGACUCUUGUCUAUUUACUGGAAUUAAAACUGUACAGUAUAACUAUAUAUGAUUGUUCUGGAUUCAUAAUAAACAGUUAUGAC